AUGAGUGUCCAGGAACAGCUCGAGAGAUUGCAACAGCUCGCCGCCCAGGAUGCUGGGGGCGAUGCCACGGCGCACAAUGCUCUGCUCAAGGGCAUCCGAGAGCUGCAGCUAACCGUCGAAACCCCAAUCGAGACGACUUCACGGCUCAACUUUCAGAUUAUGCAAAGCAUUUGCAGCCGUGUUGCGCUCGAGUACCGCCUGCUGCAUAUACUUGUUGCCGGGGAUGGAAAACCCGUCACUGCUUCCGAGCUGGCAAGCGAAUCUGGCGCAGAUGAGCUCCUAAUCAUUCGAGUGAUGCGCGUCCUCGCCCCCAUCGGGCUCUGUGACGAAGUCGGCCCUCAGACGUACGCCGCCAACGCAAAUACGCGGUUCAGGGUCUUGCCUGGCUCGAUUGGGGCAGAAAAACACCACUUUGAUCUUGACUUUGGGAUGGGUGGCCGACUCGUAGACUACAUGCGUGGUCCUGGCAUCCAUCAGUUUGCCGACGAACCUAACGAGGUGACACUUUUCGAGUACGCCUUAGGCACGAAGACAAUAUUCGGCCAUCUCGAGAGGAACGAGGAGCAGAAGAGGUCGUUCGACGACUACAUGGCGUCUCGACGAAUGGUAAACGCGCCUCAGUGGUUUGACAUCUUCCCGGCGGUGCGACGGUUUGGUGACCUGCGAGGAGACACAGCCGUUCUCCUCGUCGACGUCGGCGGCGGGCCGGGCCAGGAAUUGGCACGCUUCAAGGAACGGCACCCAGAAAUGCCUGGGAGACUGAUCCUGCAAGACCUCCCUCUGACUCUGCGGCGAAUCGAGAGGCUUCCUGACGGCAUCGAGGCGAUGGAAUAUGACUUCUUCACUCCUCAGCCGGUCAAGGGUGCUCGCGCAUAUUUUCUCCGCAACGUCUUGCAUAACUGGUCCAAUUCCAAGAGCGAGAAAAUCCUCUCGCGUAUAGUCGAGGCUAUGGACCCAGAGUACUCGACGCUGCUCAUUGACGACUAUGUUUUGCCCGACACCAAUGCCGAAUUACGCGCCGCUGAGAUGGACAUACUGAUGUGGUUACAUACGUCAGGCUUAGAGAGGACUGUGUCGCAAUGGGAUGCGCUCUUCUCCAAGGUCGGCCUGGAGCGGGUUCAGAUUUGGAGAGCCGAACGAGGGAACGAGUCCGUCAUUGAAGCACGGGUGCGCAAGUGA
This is a messenger RNA of Purpureocillium lilacinum, 1179 nucleotides long. RefSeq lists its product as uncharacterized. Lineage: Eukaryota; Fungi; Ascomycota; Sordariomycetes; Hypocreales; Ophiocordycipitaceae. The record is from RefSeq and is a predicted model, not a curated record. Gene Ontology annotation, molecular function: O-methyltransferase activity.